Messenger RNA from Spinacia oleracea (spinach), 1410 nucleotides. Its product is annotated as aspartic proteinase CDR1-like. The record is from RefSeq and is a predicted model, not a curated record. Gene Ontology annotation, biological process: proteolysis. The coding region runs from base 43 to 1314 and encodes 423 amino acids. NCBI's taxonomy places the organism in Eukaryota, Viridiplantae, Streptophyta, Magnoliopsida, Caryophyllales, Amaranthaceae. Gene Ontology annotation, cellular component: extracellular region. Gene Ontology annotation, molecular function: aspartic-type endopeptidase activity. The transcript has a single exon.
CGGGUUAAAUAAUACUAAUCCUACCUUUUACCACUGCUCAACAUGCAUAUUAUACUAAUCUACUUCCUCUUAACAUUAUCCUUCCAUCACCUACAAGGUGAAACCCAAAAUGACGGCUACACUAUUAAUCUUAUACACCGGUACUCUCCCAUGUCUCCGCUAUACAACUCUGCCAUGACACUUGAAGAACGCUUCCAAAGGUUAGCACAUCACUCUGCUACAAGGCACAUCCGCCACAUUAACAACCUUAAAAGUAACUACUUUGAUACAGAUAUAAUCCCAAGUGACGGGGAUUACCUCGUUAAAAUGGUGAUAGGCAACCCACCUGUGGAUCUCUAUGCAAUUGCAGACACUGGUAGUGAUCUCAUAUGGGUUCAAUGCAAGGCUUGUGAUGUUUGCUACUCUCAAACCACAGAAAUGUUUGACCCUAAAAAAUCUAGCUCAUUUAAAACACUCCCUUGUAACUCGACAUUUUGUUCAAAUGAUCCCAACAUGCAGUGUGAUGAUGAUACAGGAACUGACUGUGAAUAUUUCUAUGCAUAUGGGAAUGGAUCAACUAUGAGUGCAGGGAUUAUGGGGACAGACUUGCUAACCCUUGAUUCAACCAACACCAACACCUCUUGUGUGUUCGGGUGUGGGUUAGUGCAAGACGGAGGUUUCGACAACAACGCCGGAGGAUUAGUGGGCCUUGGCGGUGGGCCUUUGUCGUUGGUUUCUCAGCUAGGCCCAACAAUCUCAAACAAAUUCUCAUACUGCUUAACACCUACCACCUCAAACUACACAAGUAGACUAACACUAGGAAACAGCCCUUCUACAACUGUGUCAAAACCAGCUGUUGUAACCCCUUUAGUAAACCAAGAUAACCCUACUUACUACUCAGUAAACUUAAAGGCCAUAAGUAUAGGACACCAGGAAGUGGAGGUGAAUAAAGAUCUUGUCAUUGACAGUGGCUCAACACUAACAUACUUAGACCCGGAUACUUACUCGCGUCUUGAGUCAAUAGUGAAAGCGCUCAUACCAGAAGAACCCAUGGAGAAUCCAUUACCAGGGUUUAAGCUUUGCUUUGAUAAGAAGACGGGGCUUAAAAUUGCGUUUCAUAUUAAUUUUAAGCUUAAUGGGGGUGAUGUUUUGUUAGUUGACUCUAACUUUUUCAUAGAGUUUAGUAAAUCUGUUUGCUUUUCAAUUGUGCCUUCAGAAGGAGAUGAUGACCCUAUGAUUUUAGGGAAUAUUGCUCAGGUUAACUUUGAGGUGGAGUUUGAUCUUAAAAGAAAGACUGUAUCUUUUACUCCAAGAAAUUGCACCCAAAACCCCUAAUUCACUUCACUCAGCUUCUUACAUGAAUGUACAAUUUGAAAGACAAUAAUGUGGUCUUCAUUACAAUUUGAAAAUAAAACAGACUGCUCAAGCUCA